This is a messenger RNA of Strongylocentrotus purpuratus (purple sea urchin), 1012 nucleotides long. RefSeq lists its product as uncharacterized. The coding region runs from base 422 to 952 and encodes 176 amino acids. Lineage: Eukaryota; Metazoa; Echinodermata; Echinoidea; Camarodonta; Strongylocentrotidae. The transcript has 2 exons. The record is from RefSeq and is a predicted model, not a curated record.
CCCCCCCCCCCCCCCCUUCUCCUCCUGAAAAAAUCCUGCGUACGCUACUGCCGGCUGGAAUAUAGCUCUUGUGCAUGGGUGUUGAUCCGGCCUUAUCUAAGUUAGAUAUAGAACUGUUGCCUCUGAUCUUUAUUAACCUCUCACAUGUUGACUACUUGUAUUUAUAUUUAUAUAUAUCCUUUCAAUAUAUCUCCCAUCUCUCUCUUGUUCUUGCUUACAGCUCUUUAAAUCUUUUCUUUUCUUGAUCCCUUAAUUCUCAAGGCUUGAUCCCUUGACCUUGGUCAUGAAUGCGCGCUUAUAUAGUACUAUUGCUUUUCUAAGGCGAUCCCCGCGUCACUAGAACUUCACCGCGAAAUCUGAACUUGUCUUUUUAAGUUCAUUUAGCAAUUCAAUUGAGGUCUUUAUUUAAGUUUAUUACAUCAUGAGCAUCCUAGAGACCAAGAAACUUGUUAAGGAGAGGGGCUGGGGUGGCCCAGGGAAGGCAGUGAUUAGUUUCACUUCAACAGUCAAUGGAUAUCACCACUUCAAGAAGAGGCCAUUCCAAGGAUCACAAUUCUUGAUGCAAUGCAGGCCUGAGAUGGGGAAUAAAUACGACAAAGCGGCAACUUUGGUGGUGGCUCCAAAGCUAGACGUCGUCGCUCCAGAGUUGCACGACAAAGAGACAAGGGCAGCAUCUACGUCGGGUCGCGAUCGCCAGCAGACAGUACGAGAGAUAUGUGGCCAUCCAGUCGGUAGGGUACCGAAGGGGCUAUCGGCAGUGGUCCGUUUCGCUAUCAACAGUGGUUGGGGGGCCUACUGCUGGUAUCUUGGGACGAUGACCCAUGACGGGCCCGUGAGAGGAGGGGGGCCCAAGUUGAACGUGUGUUAUGUGAUGGUGGGGGGAAAGAGGAUGGCAGACGAGAUAGUACGUCAGAUCAGGAGGAACGGAGGAAGAGACAUUAAUGUGUUAUAGUCAUGAUCCGUGUGUAGUCAAGAUGACAUUGAAUAUCAAAAUUAAAGAAAUGAAACCAUA